Cryphonectria parasitica EP155 is the source of this 1162-nucleotide messenger RNA. RefSeq lists its product as uncharacterized. Lineage: Eukaryota; Fungi; Ascomycota; Sordariomycetes; Diaporthales; Cryphonectriaceae. The transcript is spliced from 4 exons. The record is from RefSeq and is a predicted model, not a curated record. The coding region runs from base 38 to 1048 and encodes 336 amino acids.
GUGCAUUGCUGCCCUUCGGUGCAGCCAGUGGCCCACAAUGUCUGCCAACGAGGCAGAGGAUUAUGCCGAGGGUAAUGUUGAGACUGGCGUUGGAGCCGCUAUGAUAGCUCUGUCUAUCAUAGUUGUUGGGAUGCGUUUCUACGCCCGCACGCACUUUAAGGCUGGCCUGGGUUGGGACGACUGGCUUGCAAUGGUAGCGCUUGUUGGUAAUGUGAGCGCUGCGCUUCUUGUUCUAUCCGCUUCCGUCAUCGACCCGAAUUCCGACUGGAUAGAAGACAACACGGAUCCAAACUAUCAUUACACGUCUGCCAACAAGACCCAUCUUCUGUUGGCAUGGAUAGCAUCGGUGAUCUACUUCACUUGUGUCAGCGCGGCCAAGUUAUCCAUCUUGCUGCUGUACAAGCGCAUCUUCUCCACGUCCCGCGCGUUCCAACUCCAGGUGAAUGUGCUCAGCGCAGCCAUCAUCCUCUUCUGGAUCGCGACCACAUUCGCAACAAUCUUCACGUGCUGGCCCAUAAAAUGGAGUUAUAUCAGCAGCCUCAGUCCCGAGCCUUACUGUUUCAACUUCAAUAUCUACUGGUUCGCGACAGGUAUCAUCGAGGCUGUCUUCGACAUCUGCAUUAUAUUGCUGCCUGUUAAGAUGGUCAUGAAGCUCCAGAUGAGCAUGAAGAAAAGGAUGAGCUUGGUGGCCGUCUUCUCGCUGGGCGCAUUGUGGCAUGGGAAUUAUAUGUUCCUGUCUUCCGGUAUGCUGGCCCAUCAUACUGCGAAUCUCGUCCAAAGUUGCCUCGACCGCAUCGCUCCCCCGAUCUGGAAGGUCUACCGGAACCGGCUCAGUUCGAAGCUGGUGGCGCCAUCACAAACCAACUCCGACACCGAAUUAAUUAUCCUACCUGCACGACCUCCUACUGCCCACGAAUCAGACUCCAGCCAAUGGGAUAUACCCCGCCUGACCGUCUGGAGAGAUGAGAGUGAUACAGGCUACGGCUCUGAUGGCAGAGGGAAACACGGCAGCUCCGUGAACAUACAUCACAGCAACAGCUUUCACUGAACAUACAUGACGGGCAAGCGAAGAACGACGACUGCAUACAGCUGGUGCUGAAUGGGGAACAAAAGUCUGCCGCUUCAUAGAUCACAAAUGUGUACAGAACAAUUUUGAAUCAUC